Messenger RNA from Sorghum bicolor (sorghum), 2471 nucleotides. RefSeq names its product two-component response regulator-like APRR1. Gene Ontology annotation, molecular function: protein binding. The transcript is spliced from 3 exons. Gene Ontology annotation, biological process: regulation of flower development. NCBI's taxonomy places the organism in Eukaryota, Viridiplantae, Streptophyta, Magnoliopsida, Poales, Poaceae. Gene Ontology annotation, cellular component: nucleus. The coding region runs from base 1096 to 2172 and encodes 358 amino acids. The record is from RefSeq and is a predicted model, not a curated record.
UUAUCAAAUUUCUUCUUGUUUUUCUUUGCUGUGUGUUUCCAGAGACACACCAUUUGUUAUGCAGUUUUCUCUUAUCAAUCCAACACAGUUUUUCCGUCAUUUUUUUUUCAGAUUUGUUGCUAGCCAAAUGUUGCAAGUGGAUCCUGUUGACAGUGUAGAUGUCAAUUACACAUUUGUUUCUUACCUCAUCUCUAAUUUUGUUCUUGUCCUUUGUAAGUGGCUUCAUUGACAAACUCAAAAGCAAAUUCAAAACUGCAGUUGAAAAGAUAGGUUGCAUGUGCAGCAUAAGUUCCAAAAACUAGUCACUUAUGUUUAUUCCUUUUAAAAAAUAAAGAAGUGUUCUCAAGCUUUUGAAGAAGUGCUACAUCAUUCUCUUAGUGGGUUUCUUCAGAGAAUGAAAGCUAAGAUUUCUUACCCGUCUCUUGCAGAGAACUCAGUCUUAGUUGCAUCCAAUUAAGAAAAUGUUAUAUACAUCCAGUAAGGAAUGUUUGAUGUAUCCGCACUUGCAAAAAGUCCAUACAUGUAUAUAUAAACAUAUUCAGUAAGAUGUAUUUUUAUACCUUCUUCAUUUCUUAUGCGGAAAUGUCAUUGGAAGUCUGGAAUUGACUUCUUUGUGUUUAUAUUAAUGCAUAUUUGGUUGGAGCAUAUUCCUAUCUGGAAGUCUUGACACCUGUUCAUUUUUUCUUUCCUUUUUUGUGAAAGGAUGCCUGUUCAUUCUUGAAAGGUGUUAGAUUCAGCAUAAACUUUAAUCUUUCAUCAAAGACAAUAUAUUCUGAACUUCUUUUGCCUUUUUUCUAUGGUUUUGCUAGAUAAAAAGAGGGACAGCUUUUUUAUGAGCUACGUAUGUGCCUUGCCAGAAAUCUCUACAUAUGAAUACUUUCAUAAGACAAUCUGACUGUCAAAUAUGCAGAUAGAGUUUACAGUACAUGUACUAAACAAGACAUGUAAAGUAUUCAGUAUGUAUUGGAUGCCAUCUUUGACAUGGUGGUUGUCUGCUGAGUAGUUUAGUUAGCAUGUUGAGCUGGUAUAUUAGUAACUUUCUGCCUUGCUAAUGGAGUGGCCCUACAAAGCGUUGGUUAAUAUUUAUAUUGAACUAUGCACGAAAUCUUCUCUUUUUAUACCAACCCUCCUUCACUUGCACUGACUCCCCAAACACAUCAGAGGGAUUCACAACCAAAAGCCAUGUUCCAUCCUUCAUCGUCGUCGCCACCCAACUACAGUGACCUCUCCAUGCAUCAUGCAGUGAGCUUCUCCUCUGCUGUGCCCACAGCUCCGACUGAAAUUCCUCGCGGGGGUUUCUUCCACGGCAACGGUGGCUUGCUAGCACUUCCCAAUGUUGCUGCAUCAGCGCCGCCUCCCUACCCCUCUUCCCUGCCUUCCUACUACAUGCAUAGGAACAUCAACUCGCAUUUCUUCCCUCUUCACCUCCAGUUGUCUGAACAGGUCAGCAGUAAUGCCACCUUGUCUUGCUCGUCUCCUUCAGCUUCGGCAUGCCAGUUGCCUCUUCCCCAUGUUCCUUCUUCCCCUUCAUCUUCCGGUGACCUUUUGGAGUUCAGCACUGGAGCCAUGCGGCGUGUCUUCAGUACGGGUGACCUCCAGGUGAUGAAUGUCGCGGCAUCUCCACCACCGCCACCACUUUCAGUUUCAGGUGACCCACACGGCCAAGAUGCAGGGGGGCCUUUCACUCAGAAGGUUGGCCGUUACAGCGCUGAAGAACGCAAGGAGAAGAUUGAGCGUUACCGUACGAAGCGUAACCAGAGGAACUUCCACAAGAAGAUCACUUAUGCCUGCAGGAAGACGCUGGCGGACAGCAGGCCCAGGGUGCAGGGCCGCUUCGCGAGGAAUGCCGAGACAGAGGCCGAGGCUGUUGCAGGCCACGAGAGGGAGGCCUCAGACAACAACAGCUACGAGCACUGCCACUACGGCGACCUCACCACCAACAGCAGCAGUAGCAGCUGCUGCUACGACAUCCAGUGCAGGGAAAGUGGCAAAACCACAACAUUUGACGACGGCAAGUGGUGGUGGGAGACGCCGGUGGCCGCUCCAGCUGCAGCCAAUGGGCAUCAUGGGCACCGUCAGUACCAGCAGCAGCUUCUUGAUUUUGACAUCGACAUGGACAUGGACGGAGAUGAUCUGUGGGCCAGCCUGGCUGACAUGUGCUCUGGGACCUGACCUGGGCCAUGCAAGGGGCGUCCUGAUUGGCGCUGUCUGGUGCGAGGAAGGCAGGGAGCACCAAGAGGCGGCUGCCGUUGCCCGUUGCCGAGGCAGAGGCAGUGCGGUGGUCAGAGUGGCGUUGCUGACCUUCUUGUGCCGUAGUGGUGCAUCCUAGUAGUAGUAUUUAUUAGUAGUAGUAAAAAAAAACCAAGACACAGAGAUGGAAAACCCCGUCUCAUCUCAUGUAAGAACAGAUUGUUCCCCUGGUGUUCCGUGUUACCCUAUUUUGCAAUGCAAUCUUCCACAAAGUUUGGCCA